Molecule: messenger RNA, 306 nt
Organism: Emericellopsis cladophorae
Lineage: Eukaryota; Fungi; Ascomycota; Sordariomycetes; Hypocreales; Bionectriaceae
Product: Spo12 family
Exons: 3
Coding region: 1-306 (101 amino acids)
Source: RefSeq, a predicted model, not a curated record
AUGUCUUCCACAGUUCUCGGCGAGAGGGACAUUAAUGCGCCCAUGGAGGUGCAGCCUACUGUUGCUGGCAAGGACGUGAAGAACAUGGAGUAUCAUCGCCAAAUGUUCCAGUCAAAGAUGGCAGAGCCGUCGCAGCAAUACGUAUCCCCUUCCGACAACAUUAUGAGCCCUUGCUCUUCCAAGAUCAACGCACUACGCAACAAGCACAUCGCCAAAGCCAAACCCCGUUCCCUUUUCGCACAAGCAAGCAAGAAGAGGCUACAAAGCGACGGCAGCGCCCUCGGUGCACCUCCGUCUAAGCCAUGA